Messenger RNA from Racocetra fulgida, 142 nucleotides. Lineage: Eukaryota; Fungi; Glomeromycota; Glomeromycetes; Diversisporales; Gigasporaceae. The record is from the annotation of a GenBank genome assembly.
CUAUUGAGAAUACAGAAAACCAAGAUUAUUCUACCGAAAAACUUUGGGAUGCGUUCAGGUUAGGAGUAGUACCUAUUAUUUGGGGUGCACCUAAUAGUCGCACUUACAUACCGGAUCCUAAAUCGGCAAUUUUUAUCCAAAC